Eptesicus fuscus (big brown bat) is the source of this 1511-nucleotide messenger RNA. RefSeq names its product testis expressed 26 (gene TEX26). Gene Ontology annotation, cellular component: cytoplasm. The record is from RefSeq and is a predicted model, not a curated record. NCBI's taxonomy places the organism in Eukaryota, Metazoa, Chordata, Mammalia, Chiroptera, Vespertilionidae. The transcript is spliced from 9 exons. The coding region runs from base 233 to 1090 and encodes 285 amino acids.
CUGACGACUGCCUGUUGAGGCAGGAAUGGCACAGCCUGGGCCGGAGGUCCCCUACCCCUCUCAAUGUGGCCGCAAGAUUCGGCCUGACUUUGUGAGCUUGUUAAGAGGGUCCCAACUGCUCAGGACAGAGGCCAGCUUUUUGACACCUUGAUUUGAUCACCAGGCCUCAUUCGUUCUGCUCCAAAGUUCCCUUCCCCUGGGUAAUACCCACUGGGACUCCUAUACUACCACGAUGAAGACUGCAUUUACACCUAAGACAGGAGCAAUGCCUGCUUUAAUUCGUCAAAAAAGUAUCCGAAGAUUAGGAUAUACAUAUUCACUUAGCGAUCCUCUUCACAAUCGGACACAAUACAACGAUGAGUACAUUUGGAAGUUACAUUCUACAGAAGAUUUUAUCAAAGCUAGGACUCCAAGAGAGAUUGGGAGUCACAAUUCUCACUCCAGUCAAAACUUCUUUCACUGGACACUACCUCCAUGUCACUCAACACCAGUGAAGAGCUACCUCCCUUGGAAAGUUGCUGCUUCGAUGGAUGAGGACUUCUUUCACUGGACACUACCUCCACUUCACUCAACAUCAGUGAAGAGUUACUUCCCUUGGAAAAUCGCUGCUUCCAUGGACAAGGUCAGGAAGGCUGUAUCUAAUCAGUUUAUUUCCCAUACUAGGAGAGACUUUGUGGACAGAGCUGAAGCUCAGAAGAUUAAGCAAAGUUCUCAGAUGUUUCUGGAAUGGAAAAAGUUACUUUCCCACCCCACAGACACUGAAUUUCGACGCAAUUACCAAGUUCCAGCUAAAAUUCCUGAGUUUCAGGAUUUUACUUUCAAAUAUGGAUGCUACUCAAGCCUACCAGUUGCUUCUCAGGGUCUAGUUCCUUCCGUACUAUGCAGCCACAUGAAGAAUCAGGACCGCACAAAGAAGCAGACCAUCUACCAGAGUGACUACGGGAAAGCCUACCUGGAUUUCUUAAUGAUCUUGAACUCAUUUACUCCCUCUCAAAUAACUGAGUACCUGCAAAGUGUCUCCAGCAAAGACAGAAAAAUUCUUGAUCGCUUUAUUCGCUCUUACUAUGACAUUGACAAAGGGAUGGAAUGAAAAAGGAAAACAGUCCAAGUGAAGAAAAUCUGAAAAUCAAUGAAAGGGCCUAUGGGGCCAUUUUAUAAAAAAUCAAGGAGAAACAAUAUCCAAAUUGUUCCAAAUAUGAUAUUCAUGACUUUGUGUAAUUUUGUUUUCUUUCAAGGCUAUAAAUCCCUACCCCAUACCCCAACAAAUCUCUUAACUGUAUCUAGUAGGUUUUAAUGUAAAGUGUUUUCAGACUCAGCCAGUUUGGCAGUCAAUAGAGCACCCGCCCUCAGACUGAAGGGCUGAGGUUCCAUUCCAGUCGAGGGCCCUAGGUUGCAGGCUUGACCCUCCGCAGGGCCCCUGUGCGAGGCAACUAGUCGAUGUGAGUGUGUCUCUCACAUGGAUGUUCUCUGUCUCUCCUCCUCCCUCCCGUUCUCUCUAAAAAUAUCCUUGG